GUGUUUUAUAUUUCCUAUCUUCCUUUGCUUAAUAUUCCCUUACAAGCGGAGUACAUUUACAACCAUUCUAGUUUAGUAGCAGAUGUCCUAGUAAUUAAGACAAUCAUGGCUGAAGAAGAUAAGUAUAUCAACACAAGGACUAUAUUUUCAUAAUGUUAAUUAUAGAAAACAGCUACACGAUGCCAAAUAAAAAGAAUAUCUAGUACUAUGACACAGUAAUUACCAGCAAGUACCAACGAACUUUGACCUUUGAACUGCGCUCCUCUGUACGUCUUCCUAAGUUCUAUCAGUCAGUAAGAGCAACAUGGCGGGUAUAGAUUUUGGAGAUCGUGAGCUUUUUGCUCAGUUUGAGGAUGGACCGGUUCCUGUACACAUUCGAUUUGAUGAAACUGAAGAGAAUGGUGACGAUAAUGAGGAUUUACAGGAUAAGUUACAAGAAUGUGAGGAGACUAUGGCUCAUUUGAGAGCGGAGAAUCAAGAAUUGAAGAGGAAGCUGAAGCUAGUAUCGCAACCCAGUAGCCUUGUAGUUGAAGACUUCAAUGUAGAUGGCCCUCUGAUGCAAGUUUUAUUUAUGAACAACAGUAUAUCAAAGCAGUAUCAUCAUGAAAUUGAAGACUUCAUAAAUUAUUUAGUUUAUAAAUACAAAGAAGAGAAGCGAGAUAACCUAGAGUCUACAUCUUUUAAUGUAGAACCACAGCCAUCCAGUGUCUUGCUUGAAGAUGAUCACCGACAGAAUGUUUCAAGAGGAAUUAAAAAAAUAAAGGAAGCCUUUAACGUUGUUGGAAGUGUUCUGUAUUUUACCAGCUUCUGCCUUGAUAGAUUGGGUCAGCCUCUGUUGAAUGAGAAUCCUCAGCUGACAGAAGGAUGGGACGUUCCUAAUUACCAAUAGGUCUUUAGCAAAAUAGUUCCUAUGGUGGGCUCAGGCCUGUCAAUCAAACACAGGAGGCCCAAACCAAGUUGCUUCAACUGUGGAUCUGCUGAUCAUCAAUUAAGAGACUGUCCAGAGCCACGGAAUAAUGUUCGUAUUAAUGAAAAAAGGAAGGAGUUCAAUGACAUGGUUGGUGACUCGCCUAGUCAGAACACAAAUGUGCGUUACCAUGCAGAUGAAACUGAAGAGAGGUUUGGAAAGUUCAAGGCAGGAAUAGUAAGUGAUGAACUACAGAAAGCACUUGGUGUAACAAGGAAAGACCUUCCACCAUAUAUCUACCGCAUGAGGCAGUUAGGGUACCCACCUGGAUGGCUGAAGGAGGCCCAACUGGAGAACUCUGGACUGUCUUUAUAUCAUGGAAAUGAUGCAGGUGAUGGUGAAAUAGAAGGUAACGAUGAAUUGAACUCUCGCGAGAAACCUUUUAGUUAUGACUUGUCUAAACUGAUAGACUACCCAGGCUUCAAUAUAGACAUUCCAGGUGGAUCAUCUGACGAUUGGAGGAUGUUUGGUUCCAUUCCAAUGCAGAUGGUACAUCAGAAGGAAGUUUUUGCAAACUAUCUGGCUACUGCCUUUUCUGUGACAAGUCCACCAUUUAAUAACAAAAGAGCCUAUGAUGAGUUAAACCCCAGCUCUAAGAAAAAACAGAAGUUCACACCCAGUGAAGUGCCUGCCUCUGCAGUCGACAUGGACGUAGACUCUGGAGAUGCAGAGGAAGGGGAAAUACCACCAUUUAAAAAAAUGAAACUGGAACAUCAGACACAAAAGCAGGAUCCAGAGGCGCCUUAUAGAACCCCAGACUAUCAUCGUUUUAAUUUCCAACCACCACUGCCUCGUGGUUCACCAAUGUCAACCCCUCCUGCACUCCCACAGGGAACACCACCUGCCACUCCACCCAACUUCAUUCCACCUCCACCUCCAACACCCACACCACCACCCCUUCCUAAGGACACCCCACCUCUGACACCUUCCACUGGGUCUCCCAGACUUCACGAUAGGGAGUUUUCAAAGUCCAGGCCAGGACGGGAUCUUGGAGAUGAAGAUACACUAACUUUGGAGGAGCUGGAAGAGCAGCAGCGGUUGAUUUGGGCUGCACUGGAGCAGACAGACAGCGUAAACAGCGACUCUGAUGCCCCAGCUGAUACUCCAGUGACAGGGAGCUCUAUAGCCUCAUCGCCAACUAGAAAUGAUAUUGAGAUUCCAAAAGAAAGAGCAGGGUCAGAAAAGUUGUCUGGUAUCAAAAAAGAAGAUAGUGGCAAAGAAUUCUCUAGUAAGCAGCCCGUGGCUGCAGUUAGUUACACUACAGGGUCAGAUAAUGAGGCAAGCAGUGGACAGAGUAACCUUGAAAAUGAUGACUGUAGUGCCGAGCCUUCAAAGAAAAUUCCACAAUCUGUUCCUGACAUCAGUAAAUUUGCCACUGGUAUAACACCUUUUGAGUAUGAAAAUAUGUCUGAGGCAACUGGUGUUUAUUUAAGACUAAGAACCUUGCUGAAGAGUUCCCCAAGAAGCCAAAUGAAAAGACAAUCUUUGUAAAGAAUACCGAGUUAAAAUGUUCUCAGAUGUGAGUCCUGGUGUUCCACCUUGAUUUACUGGACCAACUUCAAUUUUCUUAGCAGUGUUCUUGUGCAUGGACCUCCAUUACAUAUAAGUUUGGAGGAUAAAGGAAAAGAAAUUCAUUGGAAGAGAAUUUGUUUUGGAAAUGUUUUUUUAUUCUAGAGCUGAAAUCGUGUUUGUCUUUUGUAUAUUAGUUUAGAUGUCUGGCUACAUACAUUGCAGAUGUACUUGGCAUUCAGUCUUUUAAAACAAAUUUGUAUUUUUAAAGGAAACAUUUUGCAUAAGUUCGGGUAAUUUGAUUUAGACCAGUCAGGGAUUUCAGGUAUGCGUGUUGGUCCUUGGAGGUAUUUCUUAAGCAGUUCAUAAUACUCAUUUUUAAUACCAUUCUAUCUUGUAUUAUAAUUCUUUACUAAACUUCCUGUACAGAAUUAUGCAAAAAUUUCAUGUACAGAAGUUUAAUAAAUGAUUUCUAUUGCAGUUAUGUUUUUAGGUGUUUUAUAAAGCGUAUAUGUAGCUGGACAAAUAAACCUGACAAAUGGAAGAGAACUGA
Molecule: messenger RNA, 3029 nt
Organism: Protopterus annectens (West African lungfish)
Lineage: Eukaryota; Metazoa; Chordata; Ceratodontiformes; Protopteridae
Gene: ZCCHC8
Product: zinc finger CCHC-type containing 8
Exons: 16
Cellular component (GO): catalytic step 2 spliceosome
Molecular function (GO): zinc ion binding; RNA binding
Source: RefSeq, a predicted model, not a curated record